Molecule: messenger RNA, 8569 nt
Organism: Sinocyclocheilus grahami
Lineage: Eukaryota; Metazoa; Chordata; Actinopteri; Cypriniformes; Cyprinidae
Product: laminin subunit alpha-2-like
Biological process (GO): axon guidance; tissue development; cell adhesion
Cellular component (GO): basement membrane
Molecular function (GO): extracellular matrix structural constituent
Source: RefSeq, a predicted model, not a curated record
CCAAAGUCACUCGUGGAGUUUCUGGAGGCUCCUGGACUGCGUCUGCUGUUCGACUGAGUGCGCAUGAAGAACAGGCAGAUCAGGACAUGAACAGAUCGUGUUUUGUCGUGCUCCUCGGGCUGCUGUGGCGGUGUUGUGGAGCUCAGCAGAGAGGUCUCUUCCCAGCUGUGCUGAACCUGGCCUCCAUGGCAGAGAUCAAGACCAAUGCCACAUGUGGAGAAACGGGACCAGAAAUGUACUGCAAACUAGUGGAGCAUGUACCAGGACAGCCCGUGAAAAACCCUCAGUGUCAGACCUGCAACCUGAAGAGUGAUUAUGCUAAUGAGCGGCAUCCCAUCGAGUAUGCCAUCGACGGCACUAACAGAUGGUGGCAGAGCCCGAGCAUCAUGAACGGGAUGGACUACCAUUACGUCACUGUGACUCUGGACCUGCAGCAGGUCUUCCAGAUCGCUUAUGUGUUCCUGAAAGCUGCAAACUCCCCUCGGCCCGGAAACUGGAUUCUAGAACGUUCUCUGGAUGGUGAAACAUUCAUGCCGUGGCAGUAUUACGCGAUUACAGACACAGAGUGCAUCACACGCUUCAACAUCGUCCCCAGAACAGGCCCGCCAUCCUACAUGCAUGAUGAGGAAGUCAUCUGUACUUCCUUCUACUCUAAAAUCCAUCCUCUGGAGAACGGAGAGAUUCACACCUCACUAAUAAACGGCCGUCCUAGUGCGGACGAUCCAUCGCCCACAUUACUCAACUUCACCUCGGCACGCUAUAUCCGCCUGUGGUUCCAAAGGAUCCGCACCCUAAAUGCUGACCUCAUGACCCUCGCCCUCAAUGAUCCCCGAGACAUUGACCCCAUCGUCACCAGACGGUAUUACUACUCCAUUAAGGAUAUAUCAGUAGGAGGAAUGUGCAUCUGUUAUGGUCACGCUAAGGCCUGCCCUCUCAACCCAUACAACAAGAAAUUCAGCUGUGAGUGUGAACACAACACUUGUGGCGAGAGCUGUGACCGCUGUUGCCCUGGUUACAACCAGAAACCCUGGAUGGCGGGAACCUUCCUCACAUGCCACGUCUGUGAAAAGUGCAACUGUCACGACAAAUCAGAGGAAUGCUAUUACAACCAGACUGUGGCUGAUGCUAAGCUGAGUUUGAAUAUGCAUGGUGAAUAUGAGGGAGGCGGAGUCUGCCUUGGUUGCUCUGAAAACACAGGAGGAAAUAACUGUCAGUCAUGUGUAGAUGGCUACUACAGACCAAGUGAGGUGAGUUCACAUGAGUCCUGGCCCUGCAGACCCUGCUCAUGUGACCUGAGAGGUUCACUGCACUCUUCAUGCAUCCCAGACGAGAGUCAGGCCACCGCAGGUUUGGCAGUGGGCUUGUGCAUCUGUAAGCAGGGAUACGCAGGUGAGAAGUGUGACAGGUGUGCGUUUGGAUACACAGGAUUCCCUCUGUGUGAGCGAUGCAACUGCAGCAGUGAAGGCAGCGUUAACCAGGAUCCCUGCCAGCCGCCCUGUGUGUGUAAGGAGCAUGUGGAGGGACAGAACUGCGACCGCUGUAAACAGGGAUUCUAUAAUCUCCGUGGAGACCGUCUCCGUGGAUGCGAGAAGUGCUACUGUUCUGGUCUAGCCAGCCUGUGUACUGAAUCCCACUGGGACUACAGUAAUGUGACGGAUAUGUCUGGAUGGUAUCUGACAGGAGCGGAUGGGGAGGGGCUUGUGUGGGCGGUGCCCAGCAGAGAGAUGGCCCACCAGCUCACUGUCAGCAAAUCAGACGUGCAGACUCACCUGACAGCACCGUACUUCUGGAGCGCCCCAUCUGCUUACCUGCGCAAGAAACUCUUGGCGUACGGAGGCUCGCUCUCUUAUGACACAGAGAGCAAAGACGACCCCAUUCCCAUCAUCAGCGCUCCUGAUGUCAUCAUAGAGGGCGGCGGGCUGAGGUUGAUUGACAGCAGCUCUGGGGUCGCGGUGUAUCCGUUCUCCACAGCUGAGCGCAGGAUAGAUCUCCUGCCAGAGAGCUUUCAGCAUCAGGCUGUCAGUAAGAGAGACUUCCACAGCGUCCUCAACAACAUCCAGCGUCUGCUGCUCCGGGCCUCCUACACUCAGGAACACAGCGCCAUCUACAGGUUGGGUCGCGUGAGCAUGAGUGUGGCUGCUGAAGGCUCUGGCAGCGGCGUUAAGGCCCGCGCUGUGGAGGUGUGCCAGUGUCCUCCCGGAUAUGACGGCACUUCCUGUGAGAUGUGUGCGAUGGGCUACCGCAGGGUGAACGGGACACUGUACCACGGCGUGUGUGAACUCUGUCAAUGCCACGGACACGUGGAGUGCUGCCAUGACGUCACUGGACACUGCCUGGGCUGUAGGGAUCACACGGUCGGACCGUACUGUGACCAGUGUGCUCCUGGAUAUUAUGGAGACGCCACCAGAGGAACUGCAGACGACUGUCAGCCAUGUGCUUGUCCUCUUCUCAGCCCAUCAAACAAGUACGUCACGUGUCAGUGUCACACUAACGGAUCGCUCUCAGAGUUGUGCCAUCAGGAGACCGGACAGUGCCAAUGUCGACAACAUGUUGUUGGACGUCAGUGUGAUGAGUGUAUGUCUGGCUUACACAUGCAGGGCGCUCAAGGCUGCGUCCCAUGCCAUUGCAAUUCAUUUGGAUCGAAGUCGUUUGAUUGUGAUGAGAGCAGUCAGUGUCGCUGUCAGCCUGGUGUGACGGGACAGAAGUGUGACCGCUGUGCUCCCGGACACUUCAGCUUUCAGGAAGGCGGCUGCACACGGGCAAUGCAGCUGUGCGGCUAUAACGCAUUGGGGUCAGUGGCACAGCAGUGUAAUGUGAACACUGGCUGCUUGGCACAGCAGUGUAAUGUGAACACUGGCUGCUGUAUGUGCCAUGAGCAGUUCAGGGGCGAGAAAUGUGAUGAGUGUAAGCUGGGUUACAGAGACUUCCCACAAUGCAUUUCCUGCCAGUGCUCGGUAGCAGGCUCGUCACUGGACACCUGCGAUGCAGAGUCUGGGCUCUGCGCAUGUGCAGACAGAAGUGGGCAAUGCUCUUGCAAGGCCAAUGUGGAGGGAGUGAAGUGUGACCGCUGUAAGAUGGGCUCUUUCGGCCUCAGUCACAGGAAUCCACUGGGCUGCAGUCAGUGCUACUGCUUCGGCUUGAGCAGCUCAUGUAUGGAGGCCACAAGACUCAUCCGUAUGAGGCUGACUCUGAUGCCAGAACAGACCGUUCUUCCUCUUGUGGACAAAUCCAGUCGUCAGGAAAUCACAGUGGGCGUGAGCUUUCAGCAUCCUGACAUCAUCGCUAAUGCUGAUGUGGUUCAGCAGCAUCUGAGUGAGCCAUACUACUGGAGACUGCCAAAACAGUUUAAACGCUCAAUGAUAACAGCCUAUGGUGGGAAGCUGAAGUAUGCCAUCUAUUACGAGGCUCGUGAUGAGACGGGCCGCACCUCUUACGAGCCCCAGGUCAUCUUAAAGGGCGGCCCCAAUAAGGACAAGGUCAUGGUUCGCCACAUGCCAGUGCUUCAGAUUGGCCAGCUGACCCGUCACGAGAUUGACAUAACAGAGCAUGAGUGGAAGCACAGUGAUGACAGGCCGAUGUCUCGUGAGGAUUUCAUGGACAUACUGUUUCAUGUCGAAUAUAUACUAAUAAAGGCCUCACACGGCAGCGUCAUGAGACACAGCAGGAUUUCUGAGAUCACUUUGGAGGUGGCUGAGGUGGGGACGCACUCACAGGACAGUGAAAUCGCCCAUCAGAUUGAGAAAUGUGACUGUCCUCUGGGAUACGCCGGUCUCUCCUGUGAGGAAUGUGCGGCUGGGUUCUACAGGCUCGCUGUUGGAGCCACGUCCAGAGCGGGAUUUGGCACCUGUGUCCGGUGCCAGUGCAAUGGACACAGUGACUCGUGCGAUCCUGAAACAGCCGUCUGCCAGGUACGUACACCCUUAAUGAAAGCCUUUAGUCCCACCUGUCAGACGGAGGGUUUUAAUGACUACCGCUGCAUCGCCUGUCCUGAAGGCUACGAGGGAAAACACUGUGAAAGGUGCGCUGCUGGUUUCCACGGUAACCCGAGCGUGUUGGGCGGCCGGUGCGAGGAAUGUAAGUGCGAUGCUUACGGUGCAUUUCCCUCCGCGUGUGACCCGCGCUCCGGACAGUGCCGGUGUCGUCCCGGAGCCAGCGGCCUGAAGUGUGACCAGUGCAUGGAGAGGCAUGUGUGUGGCCCUCAGGGCAUCGUGUGUACGUAUGACACAAAACAUGAGCCACUCUUUGACCCUGAGCCUUCCCUUGACAUCAUGCAGACGACUAAAGUGUCUGCAGAUGGGGAGCAGACGGCAGCAGAUGCAGAGCGGAGCCGUAAAGGAGCCGAGGACCUGGAGCUUUACAUCAGGAGCACACUGCUGGCUGCUGAAGCUUUAUGGGACAAAGCGCGUGAGCUGAACGCAACUCUGGGCUCGAGGGACGGGGCUCCUGAGAAGAGCGUGAACGAGAGGAACGAUGAAAUCCAAACAAUGCUCGCAGAACUACGCAAACGCCAGCUCUCCGGCAAGAAAAACAUUGCUGACGAAGAACUGGGCAGUGGCCAGAACUACCGCAAGGCCAGAUGCACUGCCAACAGCUCUAGGCAAUUGAUGUGCCAAAGCAGUCAGGGCCCGGUCCAGAGCCCCGAGGCUGCCAGGGAAGGAAUGGCGAUGUCUCCGCCAUCUCCUGAGAAAGAGCAGCUUCCCACAUCUCUGGGUUGCCCAUGUCAGUGCUACUUCGAUGACUUAGCGGCCGGCUGGGACACGGGGGGCACCACACUCCUGCGAGAGGCUCAACGCGCUGGCCUUGAUGUUGUUUCAGCACGGGGUGGAGCAGCUCUGGAGGACGCAGGAGGGCGCCCACAGCGACGAGUAAACUGGGGCUUGGCCCACGGCAGAGCGGUGGCAGAUGGUGCAUCACGCCGGGGCAAGAUGUGGCAGAGGCGGCUUGGCCCGCAGCACUGUAAGCAUCAGCCGCAAGAGAGGCCGUCAGCUUACAGCUUUGGACAGGAGGCGAGGACAAUUCCUCCAAGUGGCGGCGUUUUGCGGGCACGAGUGCACCUCAACAGCACUCUCUGUCUGGGGAAUGUCAACGUAUCCCCUAGCUGCCCCGCCAUCGAGGGUAGUGAGGAUGGAGGCAGACGAGUGGCUUCUGGCCGAAAAAAGGGGCCGUCCACGACAGAUCAGAUCCUCAUGCACCUCCGGGAAGAAUGGAACCAGGGCAGGGCGUGGUCACGAGCCACGACCCGUGCAGAGGAACCAAUCAUCCCGCCGCAAGGGCUCGGGACCUGGAGGUGUGCACGCCUCCAGCCUGGGAAAGCACGGCCGUCAACUCUGGGUCCGAUUCCACCCGAAGGGGGCCGCCCCACCGAAUCUUCAUCCUCAGACAUUCUAGCUGAGGCAAAGAACCUGUCCUUCAACGCCACCGCUGCUUUCAAUGCUUACACCAACAUCAAGAACUACAUCGAUGAGGCCGAUAAAGUGGCCAAAGAGGCAAAGAAAAGCAGCAUUGAUGCUCUACAGCUGGCCUCAGGACCCAAAGGAUCUCUGAAAGGCCAGGCCAAGGGUUCGGUUCAGAAGAGUCACCGUCUGUGGAACGAGGCCAAAGAGCUGCAGAAUGACGUGAAAGAAAAUGGAGACAAUCUGGGUGCUCUUCAGUUCAGACUGAAAGGAGCCAACAAAAAGAACAAAGACUUACAGAAAGGCCUGAACAACACAAUGGAGAAACUCAACGCCAUCCCUGAUGAUCUAGCAGCGAAGAUCCAGGCCACUAAGCUGAAGGCAGCGGAGGCCAACGACACGGCCAUAGACGUGCUCCACCGCCUGAAGGACAUGACCCUCAACCUGAUGGGCCUGAAGAGGAACCACAGCAAACUGGAGGACGACAAUGUUGGUGCCGGCCGCUCCUCUGUGUGUGUGUCUGCAGUUCAUGCGGCCGGAGCUAAAGUCAAGGAUGUGGAGAACGAGGCCGAUAGGUUGUUGGAGAAACUGAAGCCCAUUCAGGAGCUCCAGGACAACCUGAAGAAAAACAUCUCGCAGAUCAAAGAGCUCAUCAGCCAGGCUCGCAAACAGGCCAACUCUAUUAAGGUGUCUGUGUCGUCCGGUGGAAGCUGUAUCCGCACCUACCGGCCGGAGAUCAGGAAAGGCCGCUAUAACACCAUCAUCCUCCAUGUGAAGACGGUUGCUGCUGAUAACCUGCUCGUCUACCUCGGAUCAGCCAAAUACGUGGAUUUCUUGGCAGUGGAGAUGAGGAAGGGUAAGGUGAACUUCCUGUGGGAUGUGGGAUCAGGGGUCGGCCGUGUCGAAUAUCCCGAUCUCGUCAUCAACGAUGGAAACUGGCAUCGGAUCGAGGCCUCACGUAUCGGGCUGAACGGCAGUGUCUCCGUCCAUGCGCUGGAGGGGCCCAAAACUGGCAUCUUACCGACCCUCAGAAGUGCUAAAUCACCCGAGACUUACACCGUGCUGGAUGUGGACCAGAAUGCUUACCUGUUUGUCGGUGGCAUGCUGGGCUCAGUGAAGAAGGCAGACGCUGUGAAAACCACUGCAUUCUCAGGCUGUAUGGGAGAGGCGUCUCUGGAUGGAAAACCCAGCGGCCUCUGGAACUACAGAGAGAGAGACGGGGAUUGUGCUGGAUGUGUGGUCAGUCCUCAGCCAGCGGACACUGAAGGCACGAUUCAGUUUGACGGAGAGGGAUACGCCGCCGUCAGCCGACCCACCCGAUGGAACCCAAACGUUUCCACGGUCAUGUUCAAGUUUCGCACGUUCUCCACAGACGCGCUCAUGAUGUACUUCGCCACCAAAGACAUGAAGGACUUCAUGAGUGCAGAGCUGAGCGAUGGGAGGGUAAAAGUGAGUUAUGAUCUGGGCUCAGGCACCGGCUCCAUCAUCAGUGACAAACGCUAUAAUGACGGCAAAUGGAAGUCGUUCACCAUGUCCCGCAUGAAGAAAGAAGCAAACAUCGCCAUAGUGAACAUCGACACUAAUGAGGACGAGCAGUUGCGGAUGGCGUCUCCAGGUGGAGCGACAGGCCUCAACCUGAGGGAGGAUGAGAGGAUGUAUUUUGGCGGUGUACCAAAGACUGGAAACUACAGGUCAGAGGUGGUUUUGAAGAGAUUCUCUGGCUGUAUGAAAGACAUUGAAGUUUCCAGAACGCCGUACAAUCUGCUGAGCAGCCCAGACUACACAGGACUGACCAAAGGCUGCUCCAUUGAGAACCUGCACACCGUGAGCUUCCCCAGGCCCGGGUACAUGGGCUCAGAGAUCUCUCUCUCCUUCAGCACGAAGAGUGAAAACGGCAUCAUCCUGUUCGGCAGAGGAGGACUGACCUCUAUGACGCAGCUGACGCAGGGCCUGACGCCUGUCCACAUCCCGCGCCGCUCGCGCAGACAGACCGGAGAGGUGCUCACACACACCUCACACUCUCAUUCAGUCAUGAGAUUACUGAAAUGUGAAGGUGAUUAUGGAGCCACCCUUCCAGCAGCCAUUACCCAACGAUCAUCUUUUGAGGGCUGCAUCUGGAACCUUCUCAUCAACACUGUGCCCGUGGAUUUCUCUCAGCCCGUGGCGUUUGAGAACGCAGAGAUUGGGCAGUGUCCUGACCUGGCCCCGCCCCAGACCCCUGAGGAAGAGGAGGAGGAGGAAGAGGCUCUGAGGCCUACAGAAGCAGCUCGGCCUCCACCACCAGCCUCCACUGCCACGCCCCUCGCUGAAGCCACGCCCAUCCCAGACACGCCCACCAGUGUCCGAGAAGCCGCGGUAUUAACCUCUGAUAUUCUGGAUGUGGUGGGAAUGUUGUACGUGGGAGGUUUACCGCUCAACUACACCAGCAAACGCAUCGGACCGGUGCUGUACAGUAUCGACGCUUGCAUGAGAAACUUCAAGAUGAUGCAUCUGCCGCUGGACAUGGAGAAACCCGCGUCUAGCUACCGUGUGGGCUCCUGCUUCGCCAACCCAGAAAAAGGAACUUAUUUUGAUGGCACCGGCUAUGCUAAAGCUGUGGACACGUAUCGAGUGGGUAACGAUGUGUCCGUGGGUCUGGAGUUCAGGACGGCACAGAGCAGCGGCGUUCUGUUCGGCAUCAGUAGCCAGAAGAUGGACGGACUGGGAAUCGAACUUGUCAACGGAAAGCUUUUAUUCCAUGCUGAUAAUGGAGUUGGGCGCUUCACAGCCGUAUAUGAGCCGGAUCCGGAGGCGGGGCUUUGUGAUGGACAGUGGCACACUGUCUCCACCCACAAGCUGAAGCACCGCCUGGAGCUCGUCGUGGACGGCAAGAAGUCCGAUGCAGCGAGUCUAGACGCCCGCUCUGCCUCCGCUGAUACCAAUGACCCGGUGUAUGUGGGUGGAUACCCCGAGGGUCUGAAGCAGUUUGGACUCACUAUAAACACACCGUUUAAAGGCUGCAUGAGAAAUGUGAAGAUCACUAAAGCUGGGAAGACUCUGGAGGUCCAGAUGAACAAAGUCCUGGAGCUCAAAGGAGUUCAACCUCUCACCUGCCCUGCUGGUUAAACACACACACGCACAUGCACACGCACACACUCACACACACACAUGCACUCACACUCACACACACACACGCU